Messenger RNA from Lasiosphaeria miniovina, 698 nucleotides. RefSeq lists its product as uncharacterized. The record is from RefSeq and is a predicted model, not a curated record. The coding region runs from base 142 to 528 and encodes 128 amino acids. NCBI's taxonomy places the organism in Eukaryota, Fungi, Ascomycota, Sordariomycetes, Sordariales, Lasiosphaeriaceae. The transcript has 2 exons.
CACCCCGCAAAAGAUGGAAAGGGAAAAAAAAAACUUUCAGGCUACAGGCUGCGUGUCCCCGCCAGGACAAGCUUGAACUUCUCUUCCUGGCCGUUUCCCGGACUGUAAGGUAACGUGUCUGCGGGUUCCGAGCUUCUGCUUAUGGGCGAUGAUCCGCAUUGUUUCGCAGCUUCCCGAAUCGUCGAUGGUGAUGCGAUGCGGCUCCUACGGCGGGGACGGCGCACGCUCUGGCAUCUGCAUCUGCAUCUGCCGCAAACCACCCCCCGGGCCUUUCUUAUAUCACAUCGCAUAGCAUCGAAAACGCCACGGGACCCGAGAGGAGGAGCAAGCUCUGGAGACACGACUAGUCGGCGUUGUUCGAGUUUGCACGAGUUGCGACGCCGACGACACCCAAACCGAGCUGGCUCUGCCCUUCGCUGCCCUGCCCAGCCCAGCCCUGCACUCCCCCGCCGCCCGCCCAACAGACUCGACACGCUAGAACGGACGACGUGCUCCGUGAUCCAGCCAAGCCCAGACGAUAGAGAUUAGACGAGACGAGGUCCAAAGUGCCUGCGCACACACAACACAUCCACGCACGCACGCACGCCCGUACUAUCGAGCGCGCGCCCUUGCAUUGCCGUGUUCGUCUGCCGAUUCGUCGCUGGUGUCCAUGCCUGUCCUGCGCUGUGCCCGUCGUCCAUACCCCGCGCCGUUAUUCC